AUGUGCACAUCCCUGUCAACCGUGCUGUAUGCGAUGAACAACAGGGAAUUCACCGAUGCCAAGAACGAGACGACGAGGUUCAUAUCCAGUUCAUCCCUCAGAACUCAGAAGAAUGACGCCUCAAGCUCGAUCUCAGGGGCUACGGAAGGGAACGCCCUGGGUGCCGCCGAGACCCUGGCUUCGAAACUCAAGAACCACCCGAAGGAGAAGAAGGCCGUUGUCAUCUUCAGGAUCUCCAAGGGCAUCAAGAUGCCGAACGCAUCGUUGAGGUGUGGCUCGUGGUGCGAUAUCUUGAAGGACCUAGCCCUCGACAGAUACGUCAAGAUUGGGUCCAGAGGCAAGGCUCCCGGCACCUUGAUCGCCAAGGUGUGCAUGGAAAUGAGGGACAAUAAGAACAUGCAAAGGCUGAGCGCGUACAAGCUCUUAACCAACGCCUACCCGUCCGCCGACAUUGAGCCCUCGAUUGGUGUCCUGUUGGAGGCUGCAUCUUCCAGAACGUCGCAGGGGACAUGCCGUCUCCUAGCUUGCCGACGGAGUCCGGGUGCUCGGUGUCGUGGACAAAUAUCUUCUCCCCUACCAGCCCGAUGA
Molecule: messenger RNA, 588 nt
Organism: Colletotrichum fioriniae
Lineage: Eukaryota; Fungi; Ascomycota; Sordariomycetes; Glomerellales; Glomerellaceae
Source: RefSeq, a predicted model, not a curated record